Molecule: messenger RNA, 849 nt
Organism: Brassica oleracea var. oleracea
Lineage: Eukaryota; Viridiplantae; Streptophyta; Magnoliopsida; Brassicales; Brassicaceae
Product: probable iron/ascorbate oxidoreductase DDB_G0283291
Exons: 9
Source: RefSeq, a predicted model, not a curated record
AUUGGAUCCGAAGUUCCCAGAGAUGAUCCUCAGUGGGAUCGGCCAUUCUAUGGCCUCAACACUUGGCCUAAUCCUGAUGUUUUGCCUGGGUGGCGAGAGACAAUGGAGGAAUACCAUCAAGAAGCAUUGAGGGUUUGUAAGGCUAUUGCAAAACUAUUGGCAUUGUCGCUUGACUUGGAUGCAGAUUACUUUGAUAGCCCUGAGAUGCUUGGGAAGCCUAUUUCAACUUUACGCUUGCUGCACUAUGAAGGAAUAUCGGAUCCCUCAAAAGGAAUAUAUGGAACUGGAGCACAUUCCGAUUAUGGGAUGAUUACACUCUUAGCAACAGAUGGUGUAAUGGGACUCCAGAUAUGCAAGGAUAGGAACGCUAAGCUUCAAAAGUGGGAAUAUGUGCCGUCGAUUGAAGGAGCAAUUGUUGUGAAUCUUGGUGAUAUGAUGGAGCGUUGGAGCAACGGUCUUUUCAGAUCAACAUUGCACCGGGUUAUUUUAAAUGGACAGAGUCGAUAUUCAAUUCCAUUUUUCGUGGAACCGAAUCACGACUGCAUAAUAGAGUGUCUUCCAACUUGCCAGUCCGAAAACAAUCUUCCCAAAUAUCCAGCGAUCAAAUGUUCGGCGUAUCUCACCCAACGUUACGAAGAAUCGCAUUUGAAGUUCAGCAGCUACAAAAAACAAACUUGAGUGAAGUUUGUUCUCCACCGUCUUUCCAUUAUCCUUGGUUUUCAAGUUGAGUUGAUUGUCUUUCAGUAUUUUCAUGGUUUUGGGUUUGGCUUGUUUUGUUGUUCACCAAGGAUAUAUGUGUGACACCCGUCACUUCGAAAUUAAUAAAUAAUAAUUUCUGAAAUCUCUAUU